UCGCCUCUCUCACACAAUCACAAAGAUGCUCUUCACCAACAUCGCAUGGCUCCUUGCCGGCUCCGCCUCUGCCUCAAUCUCGACGUCGAGCUUCAAAUGGCAUUGGCUCAAUAACCCCGGCGUCGAGCCCGUGUCACCAAUCGGCCGCUCCAUCACCAUCCAAGUGCCCCCGGACACCGACAUCUGGCGCCCUGCGCUCUCCAAGCACAACUUCACGGCGCCCUACCUCUACACCACGGUGCCCACCGCGCACUUCCAGAGCGUCCAGGUGACCGUCACAGGCCCAUGGAAGACGCUCUACGACCAGGGCGGCCUCGUCGUGUCGUUUCCCAAUCAUCGCAAUCCCAACGCCACGCGCUUCAUAAAGGCCGGCAUCGAGUUCAACGACGGUACUCCCGCGCUCGGUGUCGUGGCUACUGAUAUCCUCUCCGAUUGGAGCUUGAGCCCCAUCACGGAGAAGCAGACGGGCAACGCAAAGGCCACGAUCCUGGUGGAGAGGGACGGCACUGAUGCGUGGGUAUAUGUGUUGGAGAACCAGGGCAAGACGAGGCGCGCGCUGAGACAAGUGACUUGGGCAUUCAACGAGGACGAUGCCCAGGGCCUGGCCAAGGAGAUUGAGGUUGGCAUCUACGGCGCGAAGCCGACGGAGGAGUCGGGCGAGGGACACUCGAGGGAUAAGAUUGCCGUGUCGUUUUCCGGGUUUUCGCUCAAGACCGUCUAAUACAGAUAACACCUAUAUUAGAGCUUUUCCGUAGUUGAUUCAAUCAUACCCAUUGUAUCAUUG
This is a messenger RNA of Trichoderma virens Gv29-8, 784 nucleotides long. RefSeq lists its product as uncharacterized. Lineage: Eukaryota; Fungi; Ascomycota; Sordariomycetes; Hypocreales; Hypocreaceae. The record is from RefSeq and is a predicted model, not a curated record. The transcript has a single exon. Bases 26 to 721 code for a protein of 231 amino acids.